AUGGCGGCGCCGGUGUCGGUGCGGGCAGCCAAGGCCGUGACGCGGCGCAUCCAGGCCUGCGGCAGCGCAGACGAUCUGGCAGCCCUGCUGGCGCGCAGCCGGCGCGACAUCAACCCCAUCCACACCGCCGCCGCUCUGACACUGCUGGUGCGUCUGCAGGCGCAGGGGCACGUGCCUCGGCAAGGAGGUGGUGUUGACGCGGGACGACCACCCUGGCAGCAGGAACCGCCAGACUCUGCACUGCAGGCGCAACAGCCAGAGCCGUACCAUGCGUCAGCCCCAGACGGUGGCCAUCAGCAGGAUAAGCAGCAGCAGCAGCAACAGCAGCAGGACGCAGAGCGCCUGUCAGGGCCUGAGGCACACCACCAUCACAGCGGCGGCGCAGGUAAUCACAGCACGCCGCUGGGUGCAGCAGCCCUGGGUGGGACAGCGGCAGGCGCAGUGGAGCGCGUUACGCAGCUGUGCCUGGCCAACCUGGCGGCAUCCGGGCCAGCCGCCGCCGCAGAGGCGGCCGCCGCUUUUGGGCCCAGGGAACUGAGCACGGUCCUCUGGGCGCUCGCGCGCCUGGACGUGACGCCGCCGCCGGGCGCGUGGCCGCCGCUGCUGGAGCGCCUGCUGGUGCUGGCGCAGGGCGGCGUGCUCUCCCCCCGCGAUGCGUCGACGGCGGUGUGGGCGCUCGGCCGCCUCCAGCUGCCUGCUGCGUCGCCGCUAAAGGGCGGGUGGCUGCCGGAGCUGCUGGCUGCGCUGCUACCGGCCGUGGCCGCCUACCCGCCGCGCUCGCUGCUGGUGCUAAUGCUGGGCCUCGCACGUCUUGGGGCAGCGCCGCUGGGGCCCUCUGAGUCGGCGCGCCUGCUGGCCGCCAGCGGCGCAGCGCUGGGCUCCCUCCGAGGCCGCGAGCUGACUCUCGCGCUGUGGGCGACCGCUGCGGCGCUGCAGCUGCGGCCGCCGGCUGACUGGAUGGCCGCAUGGCUGCGCGCCGCGAUGAGGGUGAUGCCCGAGAUGACGGCCGCGGAGCUGACGACCACGUGCGUGUCGCUGGCGCACGCGCGCUACAGGCCGCCGCCCGGCUGGGCGUCGCGGUUGGCGGGUCAGCUGUACUGGACGGCCGACCAGUUCGAGGGGCGCCAGCUGGUGACAGUCGGCUGGGCUCUGGGGCGGCUGGGGAUCAGGGUGCCUGGGGAGCUGGCGGUGCGGCUGCUGGGUUACGCGGCCAUCAAGCUCGCAGCCGCGACAAACUGCAGCGGCGGGGCAGACAACGUCGAGGACGGCCAUGGGGGGCCGAGCAGCUUCGCGGCGGUGGGCGGCGACUCUGCGGCGCAGCAGGCAGCUGUCUUGGGCCGCGACGGCGGGGUGGACGGCGCAGCAGGUGGCGGCGACGGCAGAGGCGGUGGCGACGGCGGCGGCACUGCGCCGCUCGUACUGGGCGAUGGCGGCUCGGCGCCGGCGCCGCGUGAUGUUGCCCUGCUGCUGCACGCCCACACAGCGCUGCGCGUGCCGCUGGAGGCGGUGCGGGGCGGCCCCCACCUGCACUGGCGGCUGCUGCGCGGCGCGCUGCCAGCCGCAGGCCCGCAUGAGCUGACCGUGUGUGCGUGGGCGCUGGCGGCUCAGGGGUACGAGCUGCGGCGCGAGGGCGGCCUGGACCUGCUGUCGUGCCGCCUGGCGCAGCUGGCACCGACCAUGGGUCCCCAGGCUCUUGCGGUCAGCGCCUGGGCCCUGGCCAAGCUCGCGGAUGGCGGCGGCGGCGGCACAAGGGGCGGCGCGCGGGCUUGGCAGCAGGAUAGGCCGCGCUCUCUUGGUGGCAGCGAUGAGAGCGGCGGCCGCUCGGGCUGGGACGCAAGCGGGGGCGCGGGGGGUGGCUCGGGCAGGCGGUGUGCAGCGGGCGCCGCUGCCGACGCAUGGGUUGCGCCGGUGGUGGCGCGCUCUGUGUUGAUGAUGGGCGCGUUUGGUGAGCGCGAGCUGUGCGCGCUGCUGACAGCCCUCAAUCUCGCGGCCGUGGCCCCGCCGCCAGAAUGGGCGGCGGCUGCAGGCGGGCGCCUGCGCGCUCUCGCGCCUAGGCUGGGUGGCCCUGGGGUGGUCAAGGCGCUGGACGCGCUGCACGGCCUGGGGGUGGUGCCCAGCGGGCCCCUCCUGGCCAUGCUGGCGGCGCGCGUGGAGGCACUGGAGGCGGCGCGCGGCCUGUCCCCGGCGAGCAUUGCCCACUGCCAGCGCCACCUGGCGGCACUGAACGCUCGCAAAGAUGCGGCGUUGAGGCGCGUGCGUGGGUCUGCGGCAGGGUUGGAUUGA
Molecule: messenger RNA, 2283 nt
Organism: Monoraphidium neglectum
Lineage: Eukaryota; Viridiplantae; Chlorophyta; Chlorophyceae; Sphaeropleales; Selenastraceae
Exons: 2
Coding region: 1-2283 (760 amino acids)
Biological process (GO): mitochondrial RNA processing; regulation of mitochondrial mRNA stability; chloroplast rRNA processing
Cellular component (GO): mitochondrial matrix; ribonucleoprotein granule
Molecular function (GO): RNA binding
Source: RefSeq, a predicted model, not a curated record